GAAAAAGAUUGAUAUCACUGGAGAAGUGACAUGCACCGGUACACCUGAAAUUGAAGUUUCUAGUAACGCAUCAGCUUUUGCGGUUUUUGCAAAUGUCAGAAGUGCAGUUCUAGACAAGCAUGCCAGAAAAAUUAAUGACGCUUACAGAGCCUCACACUGUACUUCUCCUCCACCUCCAGAAUUUAGUGAUAGUAUAGCAUCUGAAAGUGAAGAAGACAACCAUGGAUCAACCACACAAAAUUUACCAAAGAUUGUUGGUAUAGGUUUAAGGAGUGUUUUCACUCUUAUGAAAGAAAGUCGUUCAAUAGAACCAAUUUUGUGCACAAAAGCUUUAUGUGCACUCUUAGAUGUAUUACAAGGGCAAUUACCAGAAGGUUUGAAAAAUGAACCUGAUGAUGUCAUUGAUCAAUUAUUUGAAUUAUUACUUGAUCUUGCCACAUCCCAUGGACCUGAAUCUACUGCAGCUAAUGAUGGAACUCACUUGACGGCAGUUGCCUGUGCUUGUUUACUUAGUUUAGUUGUUGUACGUGGAGAUACUGGAAGACUUUUGGCUACUAUAGCUGCUUUACUUAUGAGUCCCAGAGCUCUUGUAAUGCAAAAUGUACAGAUGCCGGUGGUUCUUACUUCACUUCAAAGAAGUGUUCAUGCAGUUCUGCUUGGCAAAUUAGUUAGACCAGAUUGGAUUACUCAUGGUGUUCCUAAAACUUCAAAAAUUUACACUUCAGUUCUUAAGUUACCAAAAGAUAUUAAUAAUUUAGUUAUGAAUGGACGCAGUUUUGUUAGUGAUGGUAAAUAUUUGUAUCUUCAUACCAAUCGUGGUUUGUUGAAGAUUGGAAAUGGUCAUGGUGGAACUAUAUGGGGUCACGUGUACGCUCAUAAACCUGAUUUUUAUCCUUCAGAAACUGGAUGGAUUGGUUAUGCUAAUAGUUCCUUGUACUUCAAAUACUCACCCAAAAAACAAUGUGAGUUAAUGAUAUUAGAUCCUGAAACUUUAUCGAUAAGAGGUAUAGCUGUAUUGGAAGGUAAGGAUUGGUCUUCAUCUCUUAUGUUUUCUGAUGGUGAAAAUUUGGGAAUGAUCACGGCUGGUAAAGAUGAUGGAUUUGUGGUGCGUACUAUAAAUACUUUCAGUAACCCUGUUACUGUUACAUCAGAAUUACCUCUGAAAUUGGCUCGCAAAUGUGUCGACGUUUUUGGCUACGCAAAUUUUGAUGAAGAACAGUCGAGUUAUAUUCUGAAUCCUCGUUGCGAUGAUGAAAUAGCACAUGUUGCCGCAGGAAAGGAGUUUAUGCUAUUGAAAACUGUGUCAGGAAAAUUGAUGUACUCUGGGAAAGGGCGAUGUAUUGGUAUGAGAAAUAAUUUAAGAUCAAAUAAAUGGCAGGAAGUGGCAUUAUCGAGGAAGAACAAAGUUGUCGAUUUUGCGGUCGGUCACGAGGGACAACAUGUAAUAAUAAUUCUCGACGAUGGAUCUGUACUCUUUGCUGGAACAGCGAGACGAGGAGAAGAUGGCGAUACUAAUAAAGUUCGUCAACCAAAGCCAUCCAAACCAAAGAAAAUGCAAAAGAUUGACGGUAACUUCAUUGUAGAUGCAGCAUGUAAUAAUGGCACUACAGCAUUAGUUACAAAAGAGGGCACGCUUCUCAUGUUUGGUAAAGAUACCCUUUACAGCGAUGAAGCAACGGGACUCGUAUCGGAUCUCAAAGACGUAUUCAUUGUCAAAGUUGUUUUGGGCAAAGCUCACGCUGCCGUGCUCACUAAUAAAGGUCAUCUUUAUACGUUUGGCAUUAAUAAUAGGGGUCAGUGUGGUAGAGAUUUUUCCGGCACAUAUUCAUCUAGUAAGGAAAUUAACGUCACCGCAAUGGAAACAGGGAUUGCGGAUGACGAUGAAAAUGCGGCAAACGGUGUGAAAAAAAAGAGAAAGAAGAAACGGAAUCAUUAUUGUAUAAACGUGAAUAGAGCAGUGGACAAAUUUGUAAAAGACGUACAUGCCAAAACUCUCGUUACAAAACGUUCGCUUAAAUUUCCAGAGAGUUUAGAACAAAAUUACGAUUGGCCAGAGGCCAAAGGUAUCAUCAGAGUCGACGGUAUGUGCCCGCCAGGCCAGCAUCAAUGGAAGCUUCGGGCUUGCAUGAUAUGUACAGUCUGUCGCGAGUGUACAGGCUACAGUAUUUCGUGCCUGAGCAGCACUCGUCCCGAUCGAAAUCCCGGACAAGAGUGCGGCUGUGGCGAGGGCGACAGCGGCUGCGCCGAAUGCGGAUGCUGCAGACUGUGCGCAAACGAAAGUUGCGACAACGGAGGAGACAUACCGAUCUUGAGACCACCUGCCGCUUGUGGAAGUCCUCAAAUAUACGAUUUUGCAGUUGGGGAAUAUCUGAAAAAACGUUUCGAGGAGAAGAAGCCCAAGCAAUGGAAAGGAUCUAAUAAUCAGCAACGAGUGGGAGCAGUGCACAAAUCGCUCUCUGCCAAGCGACUAGCCACUGUUGCUGGCUCAUCGGCGCCGGGCGAAGAAGUUGUCAACGACGGCAGCGAUAUAGAACGAGGCGAGUCCACUCGCGUUGCCAGUAUACCACCGGCUCGGGUGCACUUUCCAUCCGACAGUCCCGUGGCUCAAAUCGCCUGCGGUCUCCAUCACACCGUCGUUCUUUUACAGAACGGCGAAGUAUACACUUUUGGCAGUAACAUUUACGGCCAGCUCGGUGUCGGGAAUCUCAUUGCUCACGCUGGCCCUAUGAUGGUCGAUAUACCGGGUACUGCGGUCCAGAUAGCCGUGGGUAGUAAUCAUACCGUAGUGCUUACGGCUAAAGGAGAGGUUUACGCCUUUGGAGCGUAUCAGAAAGGUCAACUGGGUAUGAAUUGGUGGGAAGAUCAACUGCAACAUCAGGAUCGUAAACACUCCGACGGUGCGAAUACAGCUUCGGGGUCAUUCAGUAACAAUCGAGAUUCGGAACGGACUCAACCUUGGCACAGUUUUCCCAAUGCCGUGCCUAACAUUGGAACCCGAUGGGGUAGAAAAGCCACUUGGAUAGGGGCUUCGGGCGAUCAAACAUACGUCAAGGUCGACGAAAUCAACAGUAUAAGCUUGACAAGAAGCUCCGUCAUGGCCAACGACUCGUGCAUAUUGUUGAUUCCUCACCAAACCGAGUAUCGCAAUAGUUUCAAGUGCCUGGUAAUAAAUAAACGGGACGGUACGUGCAACAGUUUCAGCGGUUCAGAUCAGAUCGACUUUAACAAUUGCGCCGCUUGUUUGGACCCGUUGUACAACGGCAUUUGGGCCUUCAAUCCUUCGACCAACGAAAUCAGCUAUUACAACGUUAUAUCGACGGAAGCUCGCGCGAUUCCUAAUCUCGAGGCGUCAAUUCUCAGUUCGGGUCUGGCGCUGCCCGUGGUACCGAAUUGUUACAUAACCAGGUCGCAGGCGGCCAUGCACUUGUUAGCGUGUCUAGAUACACUGACUCAAGCGCAGGAUGAAAAAUUGACCGUGACCGAGGGCAACGAGAAUAACCACGUAGUUAAUGGUAAAAAUUAUAGCAGAGAAGAUUUCGCCAUGGUUUCUAGAUUCGAGAAUCAUGGCGGGGGUUGGGGCUAUUCCGGACAAAGUAUCGAAGCUAUUCGAUUUAUGGUUGACACUGAUAUCUUAUUAGGUGGUUACGGCUUGUUUGGUGGUCGUGGAGAAUACACGGCUAAAAUUAAAUUAUUCGAUAUCGGUUUGGAGGGUGGCGAGGAGGAAACGGACGGCGACUUAUUAGCCGAAACGGACGAGAUACCUUACGAAUGUGAACCCCGUCAGAAGUACUCGAUUCUGUUCAACGAGCCGAUACCUCUGCAAGCCAAUCGAUGGUACGUCGCUUGGGCCAAAGUCAGCGGGCCGUCCAGCGAUUGCGGCUCGGGCGGUCAAGAAACAGUUACGGCCGAGGAUCAGGUGGUCUUCAAUUUCAAAACAUCGAAGGAGGCUAAUAAUGGAACGGACGUUAAUGCCGGCCAAUUACCUCAGCUAUUGUACAGGGUAACGACGCCGGAAAAUCAAAACUUGGGCCGGAAGCGCGAUCAAGCGGAACCCGUGUACAUAGUGAAGCGCGAAUUCAGUCGAACCGUCACCGAAGAAUGUUUCCAGUCGUUGAUAUCGCUGCUACAGUGGAGCUGGAAUACUCUUAAAGCCAGUGCAGUCGAUACUAAUUUACAAACCAAUACAUUCCCAAUGCAUAUCAUGGUUGAGAUGGAUCGACUAGUGUAUAUCAGUAAAGCUAGUCUAAGAUUAAUCAAAACGUACACUAAUGAAAUAUAUCCAAAUCAAAACUGUAAAAAAACGCCCUCGGAGAGCGUCAGACUGGCCGAGUGCAUCGGAGAAGUUCGAGCUCUACUGCGUCAAAUAUUAUCGGAUUCCGUGUCCACCGCCACAACCGCCAAAACGAAAAGCGGAAAGACUCGGGCGAACAAAACUUGCCUGGGCCAAUCCAUGACGAGUGCAGUGCUCGACGAGUGUUACAAAACUUUCGUCGCCUGCUAUCACGCGUUCUAUCCGACGGCCUACCUCAAGUGGACCUCCCUGUGCGAACUUCUGGCCGAGAUAGAUAAGGAGCAAGGCAUCACGAGCAAAGAUCGACUGCUGUCUGCCGUGCUGGCUUCACUCUGCAGUUCGACCGUCAGGCUGCGAUGCACAUUCCCGAUUCUCAACAACGUGAUGGAUUGCAGCGAUAGCGUCAAACGUCAGCUCAGUCCCUCGGAUAACGCUGGACUAUUGAUGAUGAAUCCGAGCGAAGUCCAUCACUAUCCGAUAUUGGUCGAGCAAAUAAGUUAUAAGAGUCAAGUCGAAAGUACCGGCAAACAAAUUUUGAACUGGUCCUUUCGGGAAGUUCUAGAUAGAUUAUUAGACCUCAUUUUGAUCCCGGUGAAGCGAAGCUUGAAUCGCGAAAAAAGCCAGUCACUGUCUCAUCUAGUCUUGCACUGCUGUCACCUAUUAGCUCGAGUGAUAAGCGAGCUCGCCGCCUACUCCAAUGGCAGCGAGGACGAACUGCAGGCGGCAUGCUAUAGAUUAAUGUACACCACGCCGUCGCGUUUCACGCGGGUCAACCAGACUCGCUCGUGGAACACGGGCAACGGCUCGCCCGACGCCAUUUGUUUCUGCGUCGACAGGCCCGGUAUCAUGAUCGCCGGCGUUGGAAUUUACGGUGGCGUGGGAGUCUACGAUUACGAGUUAGAAUUAUUGGACGACCGAAAUAAUUCCAGUAACGAUCCAUCGCACACUCAGCACUGGAGCAGUUUAGAUUUCACGAGAGGCUCUUUUGGUCCCGACGACUGCAUCAAUGACGUCGUCGAGCUCAAAUUCGAUAAACCCAUCCCUAUCAAGGAGAGAGUUAAAUACGCCAUAAGACUGAGAAAUCGCGGUGGCCGAACCAGUAACGGCGACGGUGGUUUAAGAAUCGUCAAAGGUCCAGAUGGUACUUCGUUCACGUUUUCCGCUUGCUCUCUAAGUUUUAACGGUACCACGCAGGCAAGAGGGCAGAUUCCACAUAUCUUAUACUAUUCGAAUCCUUUGGAUUCGAGCGAUCACCAUACGAGUAAGGCAAUGGCUGAGGUGCAAGCACGAAAGUGUACCUUAGCCAUGACAGCCACGAUAAUUCAGCGGGCCAAUGACAUACUCGCAUUAGCGAGAGAAAAAAUCGACCAAGUCAACGUCAACGAGAUUGUCGGUGAUUCGGCAUUCGUGACGACACUUUUGCCUCUGACUACAGCGUAUAUCAUUCCAUUAGCUACAUCCGACCCAAGGAGUGGAGUUCAAGUCCUAACUCUCAUACAAGAGAUGUUGCCUCACGUAACGGCAUUAAAUCUUAGCCUGGCGCUUAAAUCAUCGCAAUCGUCCCUCGGCCGUCAAGAGGGUGAAAAUCAGCAGGCACCGCAAACAACGUCUUAUUACUCUUCGGUAACCACAACUAGUCAUUAUUAUACGUGGUUGGAGAGCGAGCAUCCCUACCGGCCGGCCUCAGUUUCUUACUACAGAGCUACGUUUCCCGACACGGUCAAGUGGAUGACCGUCGAGUUCACCCCCGACUGCGGCACUGCGCAGCCCGAAGAUUAUUUGCAAGUGUACAUUCCGAAUAAUGAUGCCACUUCGUCAAAAACAACGGAGAACAUUAAUUUAGAAGAGAACUCGGUGUACUGUCCUGUACUGCAUAAACUCAGCAACGUUCAGAGUCAAUGGCCCCAAAAUGCAGUCGUUUUGCCUGGAAACGAAGUCAUAUUUUCUCUCGAAACCGCGUCCGACUACAUGAAGGACGAAAGAUCCAUCACUUACGGCUUCAAAUGUUUGGUUAUUGGUUACGACUGGAUACCGACCAACUCCGGACUGAAAAAUCUCGAAAUCGAAUUGUCGUUUCUCGGUGGUGCGUGCGCCGCUAGUCUGAUGAAGAAGAAUCUUGGACUACCCAUGGUACAGAACGAAUCCGAAGACGACAUGGAAGAAGAUCCGGAAUUGGCGCAAGAAACCGCGAAGAGGAUAUUCACGAUGCACUCGGCUUUGCUGGGCCGAGGAUUCGCGCUCGCGGCACCACCCACCGUGGCACAAGGCCUCGACGGCGUUCUUCCAUUCAGCUACCACUCGAACGAGCGACUGUUUCUGCGGGACUUGGUCUCGUGUACUCCCGGCACGAGCGGCGCUCGUCUGGCCCGAUGGCUCCAGCCGGACAGCUUCGUCGAUCCUGGGAAAUGCGAGAUCGUCUACGCUCGCGAGGAGAUGCGCUACGGGUGGCCCGCCGUCGUCACCCUAAUUACACGGGAUCAGUAUGGAGAAGUCGUUCACGUGCCCGGGCUCAAAAUCGAGGCGAAAGCCGUGCCGAUCGACAAGCGCGACCUGACGAGCGACCCCGAGCAGGGCAAAAAGAUCCGGCGCGUAUCGCAGCCCGACCCGAUGACCUUCGGCGGUCACUCGCAGCCCUGCCUCGACACGCCCUACGAGGUCACCGUGCUCGACGACCCCUACAAAGUCAGCUUCCACGCGAUCAGCAUCAUGAAGGCCUAUCGCAACUACUCGUUCGAGGAGCUGCGCUUCACCUCGUCCGCACUCAAGAGAUCCAGCGAGUCGAUGAUGGUGAUGCCGAACGGCGACGGCACCUACAGGGCCACCUGGACGCCCUUCUCCGUCGGCUGGUACUCCAUACAGAUCAAUAUCGACGGCUACGACAUGGAGGACAACUACAAAGUGGAGGUGAAGCGGCCGCCGCAGGGCAUGGAGCUACCGGCGCUGAGCAUGGCCAAGAAACCGCUGCACCUGCCGAAUCGGCUGCGCAAGUUCAUGGCGAAGAACAGCGCGGGCCUGAGGAUACGGGCGCAUCCGUCGCUGCAGAGCAAGCAGAUCGGCGUGGUGCCGACCGGCAACACGAUCGUCUACUGCGACGAGAUUCACAACGACGACGGAGUGUGGCUGCGGCUGAACGUCGAGACGAUCAACAAGUACUGCAACAGCGGCCACUUGGAGGCCUGGUGCCUGCAGUACAAUCAGCAUCUGGGCAAAACUCUGCUGCUGCCCGUGGAGGAGCCGAAAGCGUCGUCGUAUCAAUUGGCCCGAGAGACUCUGGAGAAGAAAAAAGCCGAAUUGAACGAUGAGAAGAAAAAAUCCGCCGGCAUAAGUCGUGGCAAGACAAUGGCCGUGGUGACUUGCGGUGCUUCCGGUCACAACAUCAGAAGCAGGCCAAGCUUGAAAGCUGGAGUUGUCGGGAUGUUGGCUCUGGGCAAUACCGUCACCGUUCAGGAAUACUUUGGGAAUAAAUACGGCACUUGGGUGCGGAUCGAUAACGAAUCGGCAAGCAAGUACUGUUUUUCUUCCGAAGGUGAGGCUUGGUCGUUGGCCAUCAACAAGCACGGAGUCGUUUACAUGAAAAUCACCCACGACAACGAGCUCAACACGAUGGAGAAAAAGCCUUUAAUGGCCGAAGUUUCACCUCUGAAUCAGACGCCAUCGAAGGCGAUAUCGAAUCACAGAAAUCACGAAGCUUUUGCUUCGGCGGCUUCCGACGGCCAAGAAAACGAACAGCAAAAUCACAAGUCAGAAAAUUCCUUUCAUAAUUGUGUCGCAUCUGUGGCACCGAUGACCAGCGGCCGCCCAGUCGACGUUCCGAAUAACUCCUUUCUUUUUGGUAAUUAUGGCGCGGCGGCGGCAGCAGCAUCGGCGACGAAGCAGCCCCAGCAGCAGCAAAACGACUCGCUGGCGAGUCACGAAAAAACACCAACCGAUUCGUCGAUCAAUUUGUCGAAAAAUCAUCUGAAAGACGGCAAAGCCUUCAAGGAGAAAGAAAGCGGUCCAGGUGCAGUGGGAAAGUUGAGCGUAUUGCAAAAGUGGCUCCGAGGCGAGGACAAGAGUCACAAUGAGAAGAAAAGUUCUCCGGGCAGGGACUUUUCCGAGUUCGUCGGAGUUUCCGUGAAAGAAUUGGUCAAGGCGAUGGGCGAAAGUCGGCAGAACGGAAACGGAGCCACGCCACCCGAUACACCGAGGCGAACGUCGCGAUGCUCGUCACCGAAAAAUCCGCCGAUCUCUAGUAGAUCGUCGAGUCCGAUCACCGUGCCUGCUGGGCCUAGUCGCCUACCUUUCGGUUCGGGACUCUUGCCAUCCGCUGUAAAUGUUCAAGGUACAAAAAGUACGUCAAAAGGUGGAGACAGUCCUGGAAACAGUCCAGUACAGCAUGGCUCUCCCAGAAGUAUUGGUAUUUCGCCUCUAGUUUCAGCCGAUAAAAUGGUGGACAGCAUAUCGCAGCGACGCGGAUCCACGCCGAGCGACACGUCGGCCCUCGUAAGCAGUUUGACGCGCGAUCCCUCGCCCGGUAACACUACUCGCGGCGAGCUGUCACCCAGCCCGAGUUUCAGCUCGCUGCACAUGCGCUCCGAGGAAAGUAACGUGAGCCCGCCGGAGACACCGCGCAAAGAAUUGCACUCGAGCAUUAGCUGCGACUCUCAAGACGCUCUGAAGAAGGUGUCGGAAGCUCAGACGCAGACCAGCCCCGAGAGCGUGACCACGGCCAUGAAGGGACACUUCUCGCCCGUCAAUGCGACCAACGCAACCAAGGAGGAUCGACACCUGUCCAAGUUAUACAGGCGCGAUCACACCAAAGUUGUUAAGAACCGAGUUAAACGCGCAAUAUCGCCGGCCAACAAUCACCAGAUACCCAGUCCGAGUCGCACCUUGAAUCUCAAUAAAGAGAAGGUGAAAGAGGCCAUAAGCCCGUCGGUGGCGGAAUGCCUGCGCGCCGUGUUCGCUGCGUUUCUUUGGCACGAGGGCAUAGUGCACGACGCCAUGGCAUGCGCGAGUUUUCUCAAGUUCCAUCCGAGCCUGCCCAAGCAACCGACGACGACGACGACGACGACGACGAGCCAACAACAAACUAGCGGCGGUGGCGGUGUCGCGCGCCAACAGUCAUCGACUUCGCCGGUGCUGGCGGCGGCCGAUCGACGACACGAGAUGAUGACGCGCGAGGAACGAGCCCGACAGAGGUACUCGGUCGAGGUGUCGAACGACGGCAACUAUUUGCACAUACAGCCGAGCACGUUGGAGAGCUUGACGAGAUCGGCCGCCAACGCCAACGCGAACAGAAGCCGCAAGAAGGCCGAUUCUUCGGCCGGCAAGGAGGACGCGGUGAACAAUGCCAACAAGCUCACGUCGCUGCCGGAAUUCGCGGCCAUCCUUCCGCCCGCGUUGAAGGGUUUGGUUCAGCUCUGGGAGGAGCUGUCGAUCAAUUGCCUGCAGGCUAUCGAUCAGCAGACCGUGGUCCCGAGCCCGCUGACUCAACCGCCGCCGAUCAAGCUGGGCAAGCGCGAGGCGGCCAAGUCCUCGAACAAGGAUCACGAGAAACGCCUGGAGAAGAAGAGCACCAGCGGUGGCUCGCGAAAAUCCGCGCCCUCGGCCAAGGUGCAGCCGCAGCAGCAGCAGCAGCAUCAGGUGGGACACGACGGCGGCGCUGCUGGUGCUGCUGCUGUUGGCUCGACCAACAACGCGGAAAAGGAGACGAUCUGCGAGCUCUGCGGACUGAAUUUUCCCCAUCCGGUGACGUAUCACAUGAAGCUCAUGCAUCCGGGCUGCGGCUGGCACGCCGGCGGCAACGGCUACAACAGCGGCGGUAAUUACUGCGUCGGCUGGGCAGGCAACUGUGGCGACGGCGGCGGCGGCGGUAACUCCUGGUACCUGCUGUGCGAUACCUGCCGAGACAAAUACAUGAAGAGUCGGAAAAACAAGCGCUAUCGACGCGGCAUCGGCGACGUUAAUAAACUCAUGUCACCGCUCGCUUCACCGGACAACGACGACACCCACAUGAUCGUCAAGAGCAACGCCAUGUUUCUGCUUGAUCUGGCCAGUGCGGCCGGCGUUAGUAUACCCAAGCAUCAACGUAGACCCUCGCAAACGCUGAGCUCGGUCGCCGAGAAUCACAGUCCGCCCGAGCCGGCUGGUCCGUUCCCGACUCAGGUCCCCUUUCAAUGCCUCCUGGCACUGGGAGUCAACAACUCGCAAAGUUACGAGGAUCACGUUUACGAGGAGCUGUUGAGGCGGCAGAACUCGCUGCAAGAUUCACAGGAAAAUUCGAUCAUCUUGGCUGCGAAUAGAAGGCCUCUUUCCGAGGGUCCAAUGAGCGACAGCGACAGUGACAGCGGAAAAAAUCGUGGCAUGUUUCACCGUUCGGUAUCGAUGUCUACAGGUGCACCGUGGGCCAAAAAUUCAAACGACGGUAGAAUCGUCAUGAUGAGAAAGAGAAACAAUAGCAGCAGUGAAUUAAACAAUGAUGCUGGUUCAUCGUUGCUGUGCUAUCCCUCGGCUGCUCUGCAAAAACUAUGCCCCAGCCUCGCUCAAUCUGCCGGUACCGGGACCAACAACUCGUCGCUCGACGAAACCAUCUCGCCCGCUCAAGAUAAGCCGGAUCUGCUCAUGCGACCCGUCAUGCUGUUCGUCCUGCAGCAGCACAACCUCCAGCACCUGCAGUUCGCCAUGAAGCAAGCGCUCAGGCGCGCCGCCUGUCGGGUCUACGCCAUGCAGGCGCUCAACUGGCUGCUGCGCAGCGUCACUCAGCCGAUAUGCCUGCACGACUUGCUCUGGUGGUUCGUGGCGUCGUUGACGCCGAUCCCACCCGAUCCCAUGGACGUCACCGAGGACGACAACAGAAAGAGAUGUCUGGAAAGGCGAAAGGAUCAUGAUAUGGUUGGUGUAUGCGAGCAUCCCUUGAGCGAUUUAGUCAUUGCCGGUGAGGCUGCAAAUCCUUUACCGACGGCGUUUCACAAUUUAUUACAAACCAUUGCCGAUUUGAUGCUUUUACCCGCACCAGGAUCACCUUUGCAACAAGCAGCCGUUCGCUGUUGGGCAAUUCAGUUCACCGCGGCCGAUCACAUGUUCCUACAUCGUAGUCACGUCUUCAGUAACAUCAGCAAAAUUCUGUCGCGCUCCGAAGAGGAAGAAGAUGCAGCCGUCAGCAUGCACAAGAGUCAUCAAUCUAACUUGUCCGGACAAUUUCUCAGCUCCGUCGAGACUCUGAAGGAUCUUACUCCUAAUGUUGCCAUCAAGACUUCAAGUAGACAAGCCAUGAUCAGUAGUUUAAUUGACAACUCGACUGAGACAUUUUGGGAGUCCGGCGACGAAGAUAGAGAUAAAACUAAAACUAUAUCGAUAACGUGCGCGCCAAGAUCUUUUCCGAGAAUGGUGUACAUUCACAUAGACAACUGUCGAGAUUUAACUCAUAAAGUGUCUUCCGUCACAUUUCAAUCAGGCAUCGAUACCGACGAAAUCGUCAAAUUAAAGACUGUCGAAAUAGAAAGUCGAUCAACUGGGUGGGUGAACUGUCCAAUUGUUAAUCCUAGACACGCCGUUGUAAGCCUGGAACUCAAGGGUCCUGAUAAUUCAUUAAGAGUAAGGCAAAUCAGAAUUCUAGGUGAAAUCGAAGGAGAAACGCUGAAGAUAGGCAAACAACUGAAUGCAACAACAAUUCAACAAAAAAAUUGCGAAGCCGAAACUUUGAAGGUUUUCCGUUCCAUAACAUCUCAGGUAUUCGGUAAAUUAAUACAAGGGGAACAACCAAACCAAAGUCAAAAUUCAUCCAUCCCUUGUGACUCGAACAACGAAGAAUUAGAAGAAAGCAAUGAACUUCGCGAACAUAUGGUUGGGAUUUUAUUCAGUAGAAGUAAACUUACUCACCUGCAAAAACAAGUUUGCACCCAUAUCGUUCAAGCCAUACGAAAAGAAACAACUCGGCUCAGAGAAGAAUGGGAGACACUUUUAUGCUCGCCGACUCCUGUUAACAGCGUAAUGAGCGAAAACAGCGAUUUACCCAAAGCCGCGGACACCUACUGCUUCGAAAUGCUAUCCAUGGUAUUGGCUCUCAGUGGCAGCUCGGUUGGAAGAAAUUAUCUUUCCCAUCAAGGCGCACUUCUCAAAGAUCUUCUGAGUUUGCUUCACACGGGCUCGGCUAGAGUUCAGAGGCAGGUGAUAUCGCUCCUGCGAAGGAUACUGCCCGAGAUAAAACCCGAAGCUUUCGCCGAAGCGAUCGGCGCUGAAAAACUACCACCGUCCGAUUUCAGCAUUAUAUCUGCCGCUGACAAUGGAUACGCUUUGAUGACGGAAUUCGACGAACACAGUAUGGCUAUUAUGGACGUGUUUCUCAGUUGCAUAGCCAAAGCACUGACCGUUCAAGUGAAAAUGAAAGACAAGGAAAACAACGGUAAGGCGUUGCAAUCGGUUUCAUUGGCUACCAGUAUUCAUCCGAAAAGUUUCGUCGGUGCCCGUUGGUGGCUGAGAGGCUGCAUUACUCGAAAAUUGGCCGAAGAAAUUAUUGUACUAUUAAAAGACAUGGCUACGGGCAAAUUAUCUGAUUCGUGGGCAUCCGUUACCAAAGCAGCUAUAGCAGAGAACAUAUUGAAUCUGACCAGAAUGACCGAAAAGAAUAGAGAUCCUACAAAAUGUUUACGAUCACCCACCCUCUGGCUGGCCUUGUCAUCUCUCUGCGUUUUAGAUUCCGAUCAUGUCGAGAGAUUAUCUUCCGGUCAGUGGACUGGGGCCGAUGGUCAACCACCACCUCCAAGACCCACUUGUAGCAAUCACGACGACGGCGAGACGACGGCGAUAAUCCAGUGCAACGUUUGCGGCAAUCUGUGCGCCGACUGCGAUCGAGUACUGCACCUUCAUCGACGCACGCGCAUGCACACGCGCCAAGUCUGCAAAGAGGAGGAGGAGGCCAUUCGCGUGGACCUGCACGAGGGCUGCGGUCGCAUGAAGCUCUUCUGGGUGCUCGCCCUGGCCGACAGUCAGACGCUCAAGGCCCUGGUGGAGUUUCGCGACGGACCGCCGCAGAAACCCGUGGGCGCCACCUCGGGCGUCUGCCGAUUCUGCGGCGCCACGGGCAACAGCGGCCUGCUGGCGAUCGGCAACGUCUGCUCGGACCACGAGUGCCAGGAGCACGCCAAGAACGCCUGCAGCAAGGUGCACCCGUGCGGCCAUCUGUGCGGCGGCGUCCGGGACGAGCGGCCCUGCCUGCCGUGUCUGCAGCGCUGCGUGCCGAGCUGCGACCUCAAGCAGGACGCCGACGACAUGUGCAUGAUCUGCUUCACCGAGGCCCUGGCCUGCGCCCCCGCCAUUCAGCUGCGCUGCGGCCACGUCUUCCACUUGCACUGCUGCAAGACCGUGCUGAUGAAGCGCUGGGUCGGGCCGAGGAUCACCUUCAGCUUCAGUCUCUGUCCGAUUUGCAAGGUGCCGAUGGAAAACGACAAUCUCAACGAGCAGUUGGUCAGCGUCAAGAGCUUGUACGAAGAUGUCAAGAGAAAGGCUCUCAUGCGAUUGGAGUACGAAGGUUUACACACAGCCGAAGCGGUGACAACGGUAGGCGGUCGAUACUAUCAAGAUCCAGCCUCGUACGCCAUGGACAGGUACGCCUACUACGUCUGCUACAAAUGCCAGAAAGCCUACUAUGGUGGCGAGGCCCGCUGUGACGCUCAGCAAGCCGGCGAAGUCUUCGACCCCACGGAGCUCGUCUGCGGAGGCUGCAGCGACGUGGCUCGCGCCCAAAUGUGUCCGAAGCACGGCACCGACUUUCUCGAGUACAAGUGCCGCUACUGCUGCUCCGUGGCGGUAUUUUUUUGCUUCGGAACGACGCACUUCUGCAAACCCUGUCACGAUGACUUUCAACGAGUCACGAACAUACCCAAGAGCGAGCUACCCACGUGUCCAGCCGGACCAAAAGCAAAACAAAUGGAAGGAGAAGAGUGCCCGUUGCACGUGAAACAUCCGCCAACGGGCGAAGAAUUUGCUCUGGGAUGCGGCAUCUGCCGCAAUGCGCAGACAUUCUAAAAUUCAUCCAAUCUUCAUUCUAACGGACGAUUAUCUUACGACAUAAGUCUAAUAUUUGCCAUAUAGCUGAUAAUACUUCAAUCGAAUUUCUAUGAUCGAGUGAGAACUUUCUACGUGUAAUUGUUUCUAUAGAAGCGCGUCGCCCGAAGAGCAUCGAACAUGAUUUUGACAGGAAUUGAACUACCGAACACGAUGCUAGAGUCGAGCGCGCUUAACUUAUUCAACUGAAAAAUAUGUGUGAUAAACGUUAUAAAAUAAUGAUUCGUUUACCGAUUAACGUUGUAACAUAUACCAGACAAAAAAAUGUGACGUCGCUCGAAGAGCGAUAAUAUCCAAAGACGGGAUUCUUUCCAUUAUGAACUAAGAUUUAAAUGUGUACAUGAAUACGUGUUACUGACUGUUACACGUAAAUCUCUGUGUGAGCGAGUUAAUGUGUGUGCAUGUGGUCGUAGAAUCGGCCUUUUCUCUGUAGACUGAAGUAUCUGAUUAUCCAAAAAAAAAAGUAAAAAAUAAGUUGAUAAUUAAAAAUUGAAUUGCCUUGGUCGAUUAUAAUACAGGGUGAACAUGAGCUAGACAAAUGUACGCGAAUGUUUGUAAUAAACUGUAUUUGAUUGUAUUGAUUUACGCUCUGCGAGGUUGUGUAUAGUAUUUUGAAUUAGCGAUAAUCGUUAUAGAACUUUUUUUGGCAUUAAAUUGUGCCGUAAACGUGUUCCGUUUAUUUGUAAGUGUAGAAAAAUGCCGGUGUGUACAGAACCGGCACUGCGAUCUCUUGUUUAUGCAUUCCUGUGUUAUACAAAGAAACCUCAGUUUUGUAUUUAUUUUUUUUUGUUAUCGUUAGAUGUAUCUCAUUUUUUUUACGAUUUGCCGCAAUUGUAUUUUUUGUUGUUAGAUGUAUCUUCUUUUUUUUCGACAAUUUUUUUGCCGCGAUUGUAUUUUUUUGUUUAUCUUUGAUAAUGCUAACAGUGUCGUACGCGCUAUGUGAAAUGUAUUAUGCGCUACGCUGUAAAAUCUCUAAAUAAUCGUGUAGAAUGUUUCGUGAUUGCUGUGAAAAAAAAAAUAAUGAAAUUCAAAAUCGAACGUGUUCUGAGCGAUACGAGCGAAUGCGUGUGUAAUUUGCUACUAAUAAUUUGUUAAAUAUUUUGUCUUUCAAUAUGUGUGUACAUUAAACGAAAGAGUUGAGAGUAAAACAAAAGCAUCGUCUUUUUCAAUGCUUCGAACCCCCUUCCGUCACCAUUAACUUCGCAGUUAUAAGCAGUUGACACA
This is a messenger RNA of Trichogramma pretiosum, 15559 nucleotides long. It is a transcript of the gene hiw, whose product is annotated as E3 ubiquitin-protein ligase MYCBP2. The record is from RefSeq and is a predicted model, not a curated record. Bases 287 to 14296 code for a protein of 4669 amino acids. Lineage: Eukaryota; Metazoa; Arthropoda; Insecta; Hymenoptera; Trichogrammatidae. Gene Ontology annotation, cellular component: nucleus. The transcript is spliced from 45 exons.